UCUCAGGUGGGCCGAGCUAGCAAGUCUGAAGAGUUAAUGCAUUUAAUGUCCCUUAAUUAUUCCUGCCAUGACCGUCUCAGUAGAGUUUGGUCUUGUCAAUGCAGCCAACCGGUACUUGACAGCUGAACCUUUCCGUUUCCAGGUGGCAGCCACAGGCAAGCAGCUGAAGCCCCGCCAGGUGUGGAUACUGCAGUUUGUGACCCCACAUGGAGCUGGGGCGGCCGGCCCAGGAGAAGGGGCUGGCCAGAAACUUCACCUGAUCAGUGCCCUCAAGCGCUAUUUGGCAGCUGACACGAACGGCAAAGUUACCUGUGAUCAGGAUAAACCAGGACCUCAGACCUUCUUCCUGCUACAUCAGUAUCCAGAUGGCAAGGUGACCCUUCAGAAUGAGCAGUCCAAGCGCUUCUUGGGUGGGGCAGAGGAGAAUGUCACUUGCUUUGCCCAGGUGGCCACUGAAACUGAAAAAUGGACCCUGCACCUGGCAGUGCACCCCAAUGUUGCCAUCUACAGCCCCAACAGGAAGCGUUAUUUGCGCUGUGAUGACAAAGCCGGGAUGCUGCGCUGUGAUCGUGAUAUGCCCUGGGGAGCUGAAUCAGUCAUCACGCUCUACUAUGAUUUCGUAGGUCCGCAGCCCGAGGCAAACUCUGCUGACAGAAGGCCAUUUUUCGGCCCCCAACACAUACCAGUGAAGAAAUAUGGCUUAAGGAAUGGGGGUGGCAAACUCCUGGCUUCCAAUGGCUCACUGGUGCCAGAGAUCACCCCACAAACUCUCUACUCCCUGGAGGUGAACGGUGGCUUGGUGGCCUUCCGGGAUGAGGAAGGAAAGUACUUGACUGGGCGUGAAGGUGGCAUGAGAGCUAUAAAGAUGGACAAACCUGGACGGGAUGAACUCUUCAGCAUGGAAUCCAGCCCUGCCCAGGUCUCAAUUCGCUCCUCAUCUACUAGCAAGUUCAUCUGCUGCAGGCCAGGUGCUGACCUCUAUGCCAAUGCCAUGGCUGUAGGGAACACAGAGAUCUUCCAGCUGCUGUUUGAUGACACCACAAAGAAGGUCUGCUUCCGUGGCUACUGUGGGACAUACAUGUCCUUGGGUCCCAACGACUGUAUUGUCAGCGGCAGCAAGCAGGACAAGAAUGUCUGGUUUGACCUCCAGUAUCAGGAGCAGAAGGUGUCGCUGCGCAUAGGUGACAAAUAUGUGUCCAUGCGGCCUAAUGGACAGCUCCUGGCCAUUCCCAAAGUGGCAGGUAAGAGUGAAGACUUUCUGCUGGUGCUGGUGAACCGGCCACUGCUGGUCCUGCACAGUGAUGCUGGCUACGUGGGACUGGGCAAUAGUGUGAAACAUCUGGAAGCAAACUGUGUCAGCUAUGUUGCCAGCAGUCUGUCACUCACAGAAGAAGGCUACUACAACUUCCAAAUUGGCAAUAACUACUGGGCCCUGGAUAAAGACGGACAAAUCAUGGCAGCCAGUGACCACCCCAGCAAUUUCACCAUCCAGUUUGCAUCCUCCAGCUGCCUCAUCCUCAAAGCUUCCAACAACAAGUUUAUUGUGGCUGAACAAGGAGGCCGUUUCUGGGCUGGAGCUUCAGACUCAUCUAAUGCAACACUGUUCCAUUACUGAGGGCUUCUCACCCUAUUAUGCCCACCAAUAAACGCCUGCUGUGUGGGCUCUGAUCUCUGGGAAA
This is a messenger RNA of Hemicordylus capensis (graceful crag lizard), 1679 nucleotides long. RefSeq names its product fascin-like. Gene Ontology annotation, cellular component: filopodium; growth cone; ruffle. Gene Ontology annotation, molecular function: protein-macromolecule adaptor activity; actin filament binding. The record is from RefSeq and is a predicted model, not a curated record. Lineage: Eukaryota; Metazoa; Chordata; Lepidosauria; Squamata; Cordylidae. The coding region runs from base 68 to 1615 and encodes 515 amino acids. The transcript has 8 exons. Gene Ontology annotation, biological process: actin filament bundle assembly; cell migration; establishment or maintenance of cell polarity.